Messenger RNA from Scleropages formosus (Asian bonytongue), 3295 nucleotides. RefSeq names its product protein kinase X-linked (gene prkx). NCBI's taxonomy places the organism in Eukaryota, Metazoa, Chordata, Actinopteri, Osteoglossiformes, Osteoglossidae. Gene Ontology annotation, cellular component: cytosol; cAMP-dependent protein kinase complex. Gene Ontology annotation, biological process: protein phosphorylation. Bases 603 to 1670 code for a protein of 355 amino acids. The record is from RefSeq and is a predicted model, not a curated record. Gene Ontology annotation, molecular function: ATP binding; cAMP-dependent protein kinase activity. The transcript is spliced from 9 exons.
GUGUUUCUCUGUCGUCUGGAGCGGUUUAAAAUUAAUACAGAAACGAAAAGGAGAAGCACAAUAUCGCUCUGGAUUCAUCCAAAAGUUAUUGUUUUUGUUGUGUUUUAAGUAAAGCGGCUUACCGCUUAAGUAUUUAUGGGAAAGCGCUGUUGUCCAUUGCGGCACUAAAUCGUGGUAUCUUAGCGGUGCGUUCUGGAUACGCCCGGUAAGAAAGAAGUUUUUGGCAACUGACCUCAGACUCGUUUUUAAAUACAUAUACAUUAGUGGUUUUUGCACCGCCAUUACCGGGGACGCGUCAGUGCCAGUCAUGCCCCUUUCGCAGGACAGGUGUGCCUCGGCGCAGCGCGGGACACAAUGCAGCACCGCGGGGCUCAGCGGCGGCAGGACGGCUGCGGGCUGCGCGUGAACAAAGGAGCCGCACGCGGGACCCUCUCCGCGCGCGUGUGACAUCAGACUGAUCAUUCAGUAGCGUUAAAAAAAAAAAAAAAAAAAAAAACAGCGAAGGAUUCAUUUGUCUGCCGAUCGAACGGUGUGACACUGUAUCCCUGGAGAGAGAAGAAAGAGAUAUAAUCGAGGUUUUAUGCACGGCGGAGAGCAGAACGAUGGCAGCGGCUAAAGCCACGUCGGGAGCGGACAAUGGGGACAGUUCAUGUCGGGACACCGGCGGCGGAGCGGGCGGCGAGGCGAAUAGCGUGGCAAACUGCGCGGCCGGAGGCAGAGUGUAUUCCCUGGACGACCUGGACACCGUGGCCACCGUCGGGACGGGGACCUUCGGCCGAGUGUUCCUGGUGAAGGACAAGAAGGCCAAGGGCUACUUCGCCUUGAAGGCCAUGAAGAUCCCCGAGGUGAUCCGCUUGAAGCAGGAGCAGCACGUCCACAACGAGAAGGCGGUUCUCACCGAGGUGAACCAUCCCUUCCUUAUCAGGCUGUUUUGGACCCAUCACGACGAGCGCUUUCUCUACAUGCUGAUGGAGUAUAUAGCGGGAGGAGAGCUCUUCAGCUACCUGCGCAACCGGGGCAGGUUCAACAACAGCACGGGACUCUUUUAUUCGGCCGAGAUCGUGUGCGCCAUCGAGUACCUGCACUCCAAGGAGAUCGUUUACAGAGACUUGAAACCGGAGAACAUCCUGCUGGACAGCGAGGGCCACAUCAAGCUUACGGACUUUGGCUUUGCUAAAAAGCUGAGUGACAGGACAUGGACGCUUUGUGGCACUCCGGAGUACCUGGCCCCCGAGGUGAUCCAGAGCAAAGGCCACGGCAGGGCGGUGGACUGGUGGGCCCUGGGGGUCCUCAUCUUCGAGAUGCUGUCUGGGUAUCCUCCCUUUUUCGACGACAAUCCAUUUGGCAUUUAUCAGAAGAUCCUUGCUGGCAAGCUGGACUUUCCUCGGCAUCUGGAUUUCCAUGUAAAAGACCUAAUCAAGAAGUUUCUUGUCAUUGAUAGAGCAAGAAGGCUUGGGAACAUGAAGAAUGGAGCAGAAGACGUGAAAAAACACAGGUGGUUCAAAUCCAUCGACUGGGACGCUGUGCCGCAGAGAAAGCUGAAGCCUCCAAUAAUUCCGAAGGUGUCACACGAAGGGGACACAUCCAACUUUGAUGUAUAUCCCGAAGAUGAAUGGACGAAGGAAGCACCUGUGCCUCCCAAGGACCUGGAAAUCUUUAAAAAUUUCUGAAAAUGCAGCCUGACUCAAGCACUCGCCCGAGUGCUGCCUUGCCGACAAGCCUCAAGUGAAGAGGUUCUUCAGCGUCUGUUCACAGUCAGUGGUCCUCAUCCAACUAAGACAUUGUUUAUUGGGUUUAAAAACGACAUUUGUCCCUUUUACAUGUUAGUUUUCGUUCUUGUCCGUUUUUUUCCCGAGAGCAAAGACUCUUCGAAAAUGGCGCACCAUUGGCAUUUGGUUCCAAUUAGUAGAAUGCAUGCAGCCUCUGCUUUCACGUUCAGACUCAGACUUACUUAGAAAUCGUUGCAGGCAUCAUUAAUUCGCUCUGAGGUUUAAGGCAAAACCAUGUAUAUCGUGAAGAGGAAUACACAUACAACAGUUUUCUAUAGCUACUUGUUUACUUAUUAGAACUCUUAUCAAAAGGAGUUUUAUUUGUACACGAACUCUACAUAACGCAGACGAGCCACUGUGUCUGCCUGCACUCGCCUUCCAGCAUGGAAAUGGGACAUUGACUCUUAUGUCAUUGCAAAAUGCCUGAUGACGUCAGGGGUUGAUGUUUUCAAAUUUAAGAGCGUGCUAUUUAAAUGAAAGCCAUUGCAUUAUAUCAAUAUGUACAAGUUUACAGGCAAACAAGGCACAAGCGGUACUCAAGUGGAGAGUACUGAAAAAUUGUUCUGUGGAAGCAUUGGCGCUGAAUCCAGUUCUUCCUUUUUUCUGAACACUGAGCUACAUCAUCUUCCGAUCACUGCUGUCUUCUUGAUGUCUGUAAUUGUUUGGUCGAAUGUUGUCCUUGUUUUCAUCUCUUGGCAUUGAAAUAUUGAAUCAAUAAUUGUGAGAUCCAAUAAGCAGGUGAUCCUCGUUAAUGAACUGGAUUGUCUCAUGCCCUGUGGAAGCUGGUGGACCCUCCAGGGUGAUGAUUGGAGAUGUUCUCAUCACGUUUUGAAUUUAUGUUUGCAGUGAUUCAGUACAAGAACUUGCAGGAAAUAACAUGUCAGUGCAUUCACUUUUUUCCUACUCCAAUGGGACUGAUGCACUGAUGAAAUUUAUUUUGGUGCUACAAUUUUAUUAUAUUUAAUAUUGACUUUAGAAAUUGUUUUAUUUAUAUUUUAUCGAAAUAAAAUACUUUCUCUACUUAAUUCAGUGUACAUACAUACCGGACACUUUUUUUUUUUUUUUUUAAAUGUUUUGUCAAUGCCUUUGGUUGUCCUUACCUUAUUUUUAAUUGGAUGCCUUUUUAAAGAAGUUUGCUGAAUUUUUCAGAGUAAAUAUACAUUAUUAAGUAGUUGCACCAGUCUUUAAAAAAAUACUAUUAAUGGGUAACAGAUCAUGUUUGCCUUUUAUGUGUGUCAUGCCAGAGUUUAAUUUGUAUUCACAGUGUGUAUUUACAGCCAAAAACCACGUACAUAAUUGUGUACUGAAGUACCAGUGAUUCAAUCACUCUCGAGGAGUGGGCUAACAGCUUGGUAUCAUGUUCCUUGUUAUUUUUUUAAACAAAUGUUUGUUUGAGGUGAUUUCCCCCCUCCCCAUACCCUGACCUUACAUAGUUAUACAUACCACAUUGUAUUUCUGUAUGUCUUUAAAACAUACAUGGCUAACUUAUGGCUCUUACAGUUUUUGAUUUUGAUAGCAAUAAAGAU